UCAUGCAGUGCUUAGCGAAAAAUACUUCAGUAUGAAUUGUCUCUGCAGACUGGGAAGGCUGUUGUUGGUUUUCGUUGCUCAAGCUUACGUUGUGAAACGAGCAGCAGCUCAGACGCUGGAACACCUAAAGGAUGUGGACGCCGGUCAUCUUGGGGCUUAUAGCAGCCACUUAUUCAGUGCAUGGAGGGCGAGCGAACAAUGACCCGCUCACCGUUGGUGACACGGUGCGCAUCCGUGUCCUAGUGGAGAAGGAUUCUUACUUCGGCGUGGUGGCAUGCGGUAGCCUUCAGUGUCGCGGCGUGCGGCUGGAGGGCGUCGACAAGAGCGGCAUGGGUUUCAGGACCUUCGUUUCAGACAUCGCUGACGUCGAGUCAGCCGAAAGAGAAAACAAGAUCCUCCGCGAGAAAUGGGUCAUCAAGCAGGUCUUGUCCAGCGCCACAUCCUUCGUUCCAGGCAGACAGUACACUUUCGUAGUUAGCCGCCCAACAGAAAGGGAAAUGAUCUUCUGGGUAGAGGGAAAGGAGAGUCGUGUAGCAAGAAUCGGCCUGGAAGAGGGCAAGGCAAUGUUACGUGUUGCCUUUCAUAAUGGACAGUACAGUUUCAUUGAUGAUGAUAAUGCAAAUUCGCCACCCAAACAACUGUGCCCUGCCGCUUCACUUGACAAUCCUUUAGACAGCGCUGAACUUGAUGGGAAAGAUGCAGAUAUUUUGGAAGUCUUUGUAGGUUGCAGGUAUAAAAGUGAGGACAAAAUCAACGCAAUGUGUAUUGUUUACCUCGCGGUGGAAGGCGACAAGAUGAUUCGUGAGGCUUACCGCUCAAAACUGUCCCGUGACACGUACGAUCGCAAGGAUACAGCCACAAUGAAGUUACCGUUCCGGUUCCAAGAUCAACAAAUACUCAUAAUGAAAGUUUACCACGGCGACACAAUCUGUGGCAGACUGGAGAGUGAUAAGAUGAUAGGCACCGUCCAAACACCUCUCGCUACUAUAAACCGGAAAGGAAAGGUAGAGCUUUCAGUAACCAACGAUCUCGGGGAAGAAUUUUUCGUUAAUUUUCAGCUUAAUUGUGAAGAAAAAAUAACAUUUUCUUUAAGUGGCAAAAACAUUCCAGUUGACCACGACGUGUCCUUAAAGGUGAUGAGAGCGCCUUCAGGCAACACGGGGCAAAAGUUUUACAGAAACAACUUUGUAGAAGUAGUUGAAACUCCCAAGGUUUCAAUGGAUACGAGUUUUGUUCAUUGGGGCAAUAUUACUAUUUCGGUUAAAGAACUGUGUGACGGGGACUACGACCGACCCAUCAAAUUUGUUGCUUUAGCGCACGAUGACGGAGAUUCCAAGCUGAUUGGCUCUUUCGAAGCGACGCUCAACCAGCUCAAACAGCCGAAUGGCCCUUUCGUGCUCGUAGACACCAUAAAACAGGCGGAAGAAGGCCAGGCCUACACGAACUCUGGUCAAAUUUUUGUCGGGGAAAUCCCCUUAAGUCCAACAUUCAGUCAGUACGUUGCUGUUGGAUUUGAAAUAGUCGGUUCGAUUCAAAUCGACUUUACAGCAUCCAACAACGACCCAACGCCCUCCUUACAUUAUAUAAGCGACGUUCCGAAUAACUAUGAAGUUGCCAUUCUGAGUGUAGGUGAAGUCGUCGAGAAGUUUGUUUCGGACUCCAUUUUUAAAGUAUACGGAUUUGGCUCAAAGCUUCCUGGGGAAUCAGCAGAGUCCUUUGAUUUCAGUCUCAAUUUAGGUUCAGAUUCACCGGAUUGCAAAGGAGUACAAGGCGUGCUAAAAUCGUACCAUGAUGCAGUUCCACGGUUAAGCAUGUCAGGGCCCACUCAUUUGGCGCCAGGCCUUAGGAAGAUAGUAAAUGUUGCAAGAAACUACAAGGAUGGCUCGAAAUAUCUCGUUCAUCUCUUGCUUACUGACGGAGAUAUUCAUGACCCCCAAGAAACAAAAGAGGCUAUUCUGGAGGCAUCUUCACUGCCUCUGUCCAUAAUUAUGGUCGGCAUCGGAAACAGCGAUUUCAGUUUAUUAAAAAGGGUCACAGAUCAUUCAGACGGUGACACCGUUUCUUCGCCGAAACAAUGGACCGAUGGAAAUGGACGUCAACACCGUGAUAUCGUCCAGUUCGUUGCCAUGAAAGAUUUCGUUUCCGAUAACAGAAAUGCGACAAAACGCGCUUUGCGUAAUAGAGUUCUCUCCAAAAUUCCUCCUCAGUAUCUAGAAUAUAUGAAAAUUCGUAAAAUUGCUCCUAAGCCACCGAAAGGUUCGACUAUAACGCGGGAGUGCUAGAGUAAUUCUCUAAACUUGUCAUUGUUUGUCCAAAACCGUACUCCGCGUAAAUAAAAUUUUCCUGUUUUCUCCUACAGCAAUUAUUUUAAAAAUGAAACAAGUGAAAUACGAACUGUGUAUAUCGGUGGGGAAGCAAUGCAUAGGCAUGAAUUUUUACCUUUGUGGCACAUGUACCGAUCUACCCAUAGUGUGAAAAACAGCCAAUACCAACUCCCGGAACUGCUGAACGUUGUUGCUAGGACACGUAAACUUCGGGUAAUUCUGAUCAUUUUAUGAGAGCACACAGAAAUCAAUUAAUUAUCAAUGAUUGCUGGUGCAAACAAUGUACAAUGCGAAACACUGUUUUCUUGUUAGAGUAUUUUGUAUCGUGCUCGAGGAUGAACAUUGUGUAGUGCGCACUCUAAAUGGAAAGUAACAAAAUUGUUCCCCUUAAUGUGGAGUGUAGUACUUCCGAUAACAAAACCCGUUUAGGACGUUCAAUUCCCAAUACUCGAUAACAAUCAUCAUUAAUUAAUCAACUGUGCAGCAAAAAAACACAUUGGGUAAGAGACUCUUGUCUCUACCGCAUAGAUAAGCACUUCCACCCAUUAAUGUUCGGACUUUGGCCCUAAGUGUCGUGCACCUGAUUCCUUACUGCGACGUGAGAUGGGAUCAUAGAGACCGCAAUGCAGGGAAGAAAAGUAGACAGACUAACGCUAGCCUACGUUUGGCGUAACAAGUCUCACGAUCUGUUCCACUGACCUGGCAUAUGUCCGCGCAAUCCUUUAAAAUAACAUUCAAAUUUUCAUUUAAAUCAAGGAAGCUGAUGCUAGUGGGACGAAACCCUGAUUAUUUGUAUGUAGCAAUUGAAGAUGAUUUUUGGGGUUUCUGUAGUUGAUUUCUCAUAUGAAUAAAAUCGCUUGGUGCCUUUGUAUUGCUUAAGAUACAAUACUGUAGAUAUCAGAGAUGUUUGCUGAUGGCAAACUUAACACGUAGAAAUCACUCAUAUGAUCAUGUAUCAGAUGGGAAAUGUUUUUACUCCUACUUUUUAUAUCAAAAUAUUGUAACCUCAAGGUUUUAUGUUACUGACCAAACAUCUGUAAUGGGGUGUUAAAAAUAAAGUGCCAGUACCUUCGGAUUCA
This is a messenger RNA of Frankliniella occidentalis (western flower thrips), 3403 nucleotides long. RefSeq names its product copine-9. Gene Ontology annotation, molecular function: calcium-dependent phospholipid binding. The coding region runs from base 132 to 2282 and encodes 716 amino acids. The transcript is spliced from 13 exons. Lineage: Eukaryota; Metazoa; Arthropoda; Insecta; Thysanoptera; Thripidae. The record is from RefSeq and is a predicted model, not a curated record. Gene Ontology annotation, cellular component: plasma membrane. Gene Ontology annotation, biological process: cellular response to calcium ion.